CGAAAAGAAGAAGAAGAAGAAGAAGAAGAGGAGGAGGAGGAGGAAGAAGAAGGAGACGCGACUAAACGCAAAGUAAACACACGGAGGACCCGCCAGGUGACGUUCACAUGAGCCGAAAGAGAUGUGCUUGUCCCAUCUGACAUAGUGGGACACUAUAGCUGGACCCCACCCUAGUCCUCUUGGUGUCCCGCCCCCCCACUGUGCCCCCACCUGAAGACUUCCCCUCUCGUCCUCCACCUCCUCUUCCCCCUCUCCGGCCGCCCCUGUGAUGCCUCCCUCGUGCUGUGGCUACCUGUCACAGUACACUCAUCAUCAUCUGGUUGUCUUCCUGCUCACCUUCUUUAGCUACGUGUUGCUGCACGCCUCCAGGAAGACGUUCAGCAAUGUUAAAGUGAGCAUCUCGGCCCAGUGGACGCCGUCUUUCCAGAAUGGCAGCGCAUUCUCCCCCGGAGAGACAUGGGACGACAAUUGCAUGUUUUCAGAUGAAAGGAACGCCACUCUGUUCUUGGGAGCCCUGGACUCUAUCUUCCUCUUCUCCUACGCAUUGGGUCUGUAUUUGAGCGGUGUGGUUGGGGACCGAUUUAACCUGCGCUACGUGCUCUGCUUCGGCCUGUGUGGCUCUGCCGUGGUGGAGUUUAUGUUUGGCACUCUCACCGAAUGGCUGCACAUCUACAACGUCUAUGUGUACUGCACCCUGUGGGUGGUGAACGGCCUGCUGCAGUCGGCGGUCUGGCCCUCCGUCGUGGCCGUCAUGGGCAACUGGUUCGGCAAGCAGGGCCGUGGCUUUGUGUUUGGCUUGUGGAGUGCUUGUGCCUCCGUGGGAAACAUCCUGGGUGCCUUCCUGGCUUCUAGCGUGCUCAAGUAUGGAUAUGAGUACGCCUUCCUUGUGACGUCAGUGAUCCAGUUUGCCGGUGGGGUGGUCGUGUUCUUUGGCCUGCUCACCUCUCCAAAAGAAAUCGGUCUGAGCUCCGAGUCAGAGACCGGACUGAGUGCCGUGGAGACGGACUCAGACAGCCACAGGCCUUUGAUGAGUGACGAGGAGAAGGAGGAGGAGGAGGAGGAGGAGGAGGGCGGCGGCGACGAUGAGGUGGAGGUGGAGGACGAACCUCUACCCGCGACUCCCCGAGCCAUCACCUUCUGCCAGGCCUUCUGUCUGCCCGGGGUGCUACCUUAUUCCCUGGCGUAUGCAUGUCUGAAGCUGGUCAACUACUCCUUCUUCUUCUGGCUUCCUUUCUACCUGAGCAACAACUUUGGCUGGAAGGAAGCUGAGGCUGACCGCCUGUCUGUGUGGUACGACGUUGGAGGAAUUCUCGGGGGGACAGUUCAGGGUUUGAUCUCUGACCUCAUGGGAAAGAGAGCCCCGGUGUUGGCCAUUAGCCUGGCGCUGGCGAUGGGAGCCCUGGUGGGAUACAGCAAUUCGCCUAAUGACCAGGUGAUAAACGCAGCGCUGUUAGCUGCCACGGGCUUCUUCAUCGGCGGUCCAUCUAAUAUGAUCAGCUCGGCCAUAUCCGCCGACCUCGGGAGACAGGAGGCUCUGAGGGGCAGUCAGCAGGCACUGGCUACUGUCACCGGCAUAGUGGAUGGAACUGGAAGUAUAGGAGCUGCUUUUGGACAGUACCUGGUGUCCCUAAUUGAAAGCAAACUGGGCUGGAUGUGUGUCUUCUACUUCUUCAUCGUCAUGACAGGGGGCAGCAUUCUGUUCAUCUCUCCGUUGCUGUUCAAAGAGGUGCGAGCCAUGUGGAGAGACCGACAGGCCCUGCAACGCCAGCUGUGAGAGCGUCCAACAUCUGCAAACGGCUGCUUUUAGGUGUGUUUUCUAAUGUUGGAAUGAUUGGUGGGACGCUGCUUCUCACUGCCACAAGAGUCCCGGAGUUAUGGAGACACCACUUUGAUUCCCACCACCGCCGAUGUGAGCGGAGCGUCUCUAAGCACAACGCGGUCCUAUCCACUUACGAAAAGCCUAAAAAUGUAAGUGCACGCUUCUUUUAGUGGGACAUAGAGGUUGUGUUGAAGUGCCUGAUUUGAAAAUGGGCUUUUAAAGGGAGCUGUCCAGUCUGUGAAUUCAAGCCUUGUGGGGCCAUCACGGAAUGUACUACUGUAUAUAUUUUAUGAUUUUAAAUGGAUGUAAAAACCUUUUUGAAAAUGUAAAGUGGGCCAAGUUGAAUGAAGUUUUGCCUUUUUUUUUUUUUUUUUUUAAAUCACGGGUUCUUAACUUAAAGAUCAGACACUCUGGGUCUGGAUCGCCUAAAGAAUGUGAAUAAUAAUUAUAUUGCAGAAAUGUGUUGUAGAUAUGUAUAAUAAUUGUGUUGCUUGUGGUGCAGAUAAUGAACCUUGCACUGUAGUGUGGUAAUAGGGCAAAGUCUUGAUGAUUUAAGUGAGCCACUCACAUCUUAGCUGGGUUUCUGGGCAACUUUCUUAUCCCAGAAACUUCAUUUUCAUUUUCUUUACCGUUUUGCACAGUCAGGGUUGGAAGCUAUACAGGGAAUCGGUUCUCUUGAUUAUGUCAAAGAGGGGUGUGUGUGUGUGUGUGUGUGUGUGUGUGUGUGUGUGUGUGUGUGUGUGUGUGUGUGUGUGUGUGUGUGUGUGUGUGUGUGUGUGUGUGUGUGUGUGUGUGUGUGUGUGUGUGUGUGUGUGUGUGUGUGUGGUCAAAAGCGAUCGCUGCGAAAACCGUCACACAAACACCAGAGGAAACCCGUAGAGAAAAAUCCACCAUUGUCUUAUUUCACACAUUAGGUUUAGUGUCACUUCCCUAUUGCACAUUAAAGUGUAAAAUGUAUACUGACAUUUUGGAACUGACAUGAUUUGCCGGUUUGUAGCAGAAGCUGCACAUUUGCACGUUGUUGGGGGGGAUUUUCACUGUGAAUCUGUUUUUGAACAGAUUUGUUAAAUUUGUGAGGCCAUUGAAGGUUAAAAAGAAAGUAGUUUUAUAAUUUCCAAACUUGUCAUUGGUGUAUAAAAAAUAAGUUUAACAGCAGCCAUUAGUAAGUUUAUGUUUAGACUGCUUGUCUACUGAUCUGGGCAUUUGUGAUUCCUCAUCUGUUAUGAGGCUGUUAAGGAGCUGAAAAGCCAAAACUGGACCUCUGAUGUCUCUGAACUUGCCAAAUGUAAAAGAAUACCAAUUGAAAUAUAUAUUGAAUUUGUAACACUUUCUCGUGCAUCUCUUAUUUUUAUUCAUGCUUACUUUAAGUUUGCAGAUUUUCCUUUUUAAAUAAAU
Molecule: messenger RNA, 3214 nt
Organism: Pungitius pungitius (ninespine stickleback)
Lineage: Eukaryota; Metazoa; Chordata; Actinopteri; Perciformes; Gasterosteidae
Gene: slc37a3
Product: solute carrier family 37 member 3
Exons: 14
Coding region: 269-1774 (501 amino acids)
Biological process (GO): transmembrane transport
Cellular component (GO): endoplasmic reticulum membrane
Molecular function (GO): transmembrane transporter activity
Source: RefSeq, a predicted model, not a curated record